Messenger RNA from Pseudopipra pipra, 2414 nucleotides. RefSeq names its product serpin B11-like. The record is from RefSeq and is a predicted model, not a curated record. The coding region runs from base 936 to 2186 and encodes 416 amino acids. Lineage: Eukaryota; Metazoa; Chordata; Aves; Passeriformes; Pipridae. The transcript is spliced from 8 exons. Gene Ontology annotation, molecular function: serine-type endopeptidase inhibitor activity. Gene Ontology annotation, biological process: negative regulation of endopeptidase activity.
GCUUACCAUGUUUGAUCCCUCAAAGAUCCUACAAAUACAAAGCCAGUUUUAUGCUUUGUAGGAAGAAAGAAGAGGUGAGAAAGGAAAGACAGAAAAUUUUCAGGUUGCAAAGCCACAUACAACCCUAGAUCAAUUUUGAUCUCUGAGACCAGCUGCUAUAACCCAGUGUUGCACUUGAGUUCAGUCGUGCUGCUUAGUGGAGAUCAAACACUGUGCUGAUGCAGCUCCAUGCUUCCUGUUCUUCACUUCCUUCUCACCCUAUACUGGAGACUUAACCUAUGUGAUCAACCACUUCUGGCCUUCUUUUAUUCUUAACUCCAAGGAUUUAAACGAAUACCUCCUGGCUGGGAAUUCCUGUUACACUUCAAGGAAAUACUUCUUCCCUUCUCUAAUUAAGCUCCUUCCAUACACGUAAAGCCGACUCCUUACCUGAGAGAGAGAGAUGGCUGUAGGCAACAUAAAGCUCAUGUGUUUCCCAUUCAUUUGCUCUAUGCAAGCAAGCUCAGUCCAAACAAUCUUGGCAUGUAAACACCUGUGUCCAAGCCAGACCCCAUCAAAUUUUAAAGGGACUACACACAGCCGUGCAGCCAUGGAUCUCCAGGGUUAAUGAUCAGUUUUCCAGCUGAGGGUGACUUGGCAUUGCAAUGAGGAAAUGUUGCCAGCAGAUAUUGCCUGCCAAACUUGUUGGGCAGCCUUGAGAGAAGUGCUAAUAGCAUAUUGCUUGAUGCAGGUUUACCAGUCUUCUAUGAGGAAACCUCAUGUUGAUGGCAUUCACAUUGAACUGCAACAUGCUGCUAUCAGCAGCAAUUGGUUAGAGAUUGAACAAGAGAGUGGGAGAUUUUUGUAAUACGGUAGUCACAGGAACGUGCUCCAGAGCUCAGCUGUUGUGCUCUUCAUUUAACCUCUUCAGGCAAGAAGUUAUCAGAUGCUUCACGAUGAACUCCAUUUCUAGACCAGUUAUUGAGUUUUGCCUUGAUCUCUACAAUAAGCUCAACAGAAAUGCAGAGGACACAAAUAUCGUCUUCUCUCCAAUGAGCAUCUCUGUUGCCCUGGCCCUGAUCCAUCUAGGUGCAAGAAACAACACUGCUGCUCAGAUAGAAAAAGUGCUCCACGUCAGGAAAUCUGCAGGAGGAAUGAGCCUCGGAUAUGAUCAAGAGAAUGCAGCCCCAGAAAUGGAACCAAAAGAAACCUGGGAGAGACAGCCUUCCUUCUCACAGUGUAACAAGGAUGGAGACCUUAACCAUAAAGUGUUCCAGACAUUGCUUUUGCAACUACAAAACCUUGGCGAAAGAUAUGUUUUAACCCUGGCCAACAAUCUCUUUAUACAACAAGGAUUUGAAAUCCAGCAGCAAUUUCUAAUGUGUACCAAGGAACUGUAUGGAGCAAUGCUGCAAACAGUGGACUUUCAUGGUGCUGUUGAAGCUGCCAGAAGAAAAAUUAAUGCUUGGGUUGAGAGUGAGACACAAGGUAAAAUCAAGGAACUCUUUACUCCUGGUGUGAUUGAUGGACAUGCAUUGCUGGUGCUGGUGAAUGUCAUCUACUUCAAAGCAUCCUGGGAACACAAGUUUGAGGAACAAAAAACAGUACAGAGAGAUUUUAAACUGAAUCAGAACAGAAAAAAACCUGUGCAGAUGAUGUAUCAGAAAGGCACAUUUAAACUAGGCUACAUUGAGGAGGUGGGUGCUCAGAUCCUUGAACUCCCUUAUGCUCAGAAGUCACUGAGCAUGAUCAUCCUGCUGCCAGGUGACGUGGCUGAUGGAUCUAUCAGUGGGCUGGAGCAGAUUGAAAGCACAAUGACCUAUGAAAAUUUAAUGCUGUGGACCUCUGUAGAGAACAUGUUUGAGACAACAGUGGAGGUCUACCUCCCCCGAUUCAAGCUUGAAGACACAUUUAACCUCAAUGAGGUGUUACAAGAGAUGGGGAUGACUGAUAUCUUCACUGAAUCAAAAGUUGACCUCUCUGCAAUGUCGUUUGCAAAAUCUCUGGUGCUGUCAAAUGUUGUCCACAAGACGUAUGUGGAAGUCAAUGAGGAAGGCACCGUAGCAGCAGCUGGUACAGGAGCUAGCAUUGUGAGGAGAUCUAUGCCUCUCACAGAAGUGUUUAUGGCUAAUCACCCUUUCUUAUUCUUUAUUCGACACAAUCCUACCAAUACUAUUAUUUUUUUUGGCAAACUCUGUUCACCUUAAAAUCAGGGCUAUUUUAUAACAUUGUAAGGAACACCCGGAUGAAAAUCAGAAAUUGUACUUUUUUUCCCCAGUGCAUUCUUAAUCCUAUGACAGCUGGUUUGUACUUCAAAGUAAUCACUGUAACCAGUUUUGUUUAUAACCUAUUAAUUGGAUGCUCUGUCACUAGGCUCCUUGAAUUGUAAGUAUUGAUCUGAAUCCAUAAUAGGAAUAAAUUUUCCCUUAACCUCA